CAAGCAACCAUCAUUCAAUUCACUCUGUUUUUCUGGUUCUGCUUUCCAAAUUAUUCAGAUGGCUUCAGCAUGGACACCGCGGCAGCGUGAGCUGUUUGAAAAGGCCAAGUCCUCCAGUCGGGUCAUACUCGCACGCUCAGAUAUCACACAUGACGAUGCUUUGGUCAUUGCCGAGGGUCUCAAGGCGAAUGGCAAUUUGCAAUAUCUCGAGUUGUCUGACAACCAGAUUGGCGACGCAGGAGCACAAGCGAUCGGAUCUGCGCUUCGGAACAAGUCGACCUUGAUUGCACUCAGCUUGAACGAGAACAAGAUUAGUGACAUUGGAGCUUUUGCCGUCGCUGAAGGCUUGCAGGCGUCGACUGCGCUGACUGAGCUCGGGAUGUUCAUCAAUCAAAUCGGCGACGCUGGAGCUCAGGCGAUCGGAUCUGCGCUUCGAAACAAGGCCAACCUGUCUAUUCUUCAUUUGAGCAACAACAAGAUUGGUGACAUUGGCGCUUUUGCCAUCGCUGAAGGCCUGCAGGCGUCGACUGCGCUGACUCAGCUCGGGAUGUUCACCAAUCAAAUCGGCGACGGUGGAGCUCAGGCGAUCGGAUCUGCGCUUCGAAACAAGGCCAGCCUGUCUAGUCUUUACUUGGAUGUGAACAGGAUUAGUGACAUUGGAGCUUGUGCCGUCGCCGAAGGCCUGCAGACAUCGACAGCGCUGACUCAGCUCGGAAUGCACACCAAUCAAAUCGGUGAUGCAGGAGCGCAGGCGAUCGGAGCUGCGCUUCGAAACAAGGCCAACCUGUCGAAACUGAAUUUGUCGGACAACCAGAUCUCUGCAAGCGCCGUUCAGCUUAUAUCCAAAAGCGUUCCCGCAAAAUGCGAGUUCUCGGCCGGAAAUCAGCGCACUCGCCCUCAGAAUGCAACCAGUCCUCCUGCCAUUCCACCGAAACCUGCCCACUUAGACCAUACUCCCAACUCGCCUCUCGCUGCGUCUGAUGCGACGUCGCAGCAAGUCCUGUCGCAAGCAACGACGCAGUUUUCAGAGUCCAAGCGCAUCGGUGGCGGUGGAUUUGGCAGCGUCUACUCUGGUGUGUGGAGCGGUCAGCGAGUUGCGGUCAAACGCUUGGCAGCGGAUUCAACUCAAGGCAUCUCUCAGUUCGAGGCCGAGCUCGAAGCCCUCUCGCGUUUCCGUCACCCGAAUAUCGUCACCAUCAUGUGCUAUGCCCAGGAAGGCAACGAGCGCUGCUUGGUGUACGAGCUGAUGCCAAACGGUUCUGUUCGCGAUCGUCUCGAUCGCAAGGGUGGCACGCCUGCAUUGAGUUGGCAGCAGCGCCGAACCAUUGCGACCGAUAUUGCAAACGCCAUGCACUUUGUGCAGACUGCCAUUCCGCGUCAGCCGCUGUUCCACCUGGAUCUCAAGACGGACAAUGUACUUUUGGCCGCUGACUUUCAUGCCAAGGUCGCCGACUUUGGUCUGACGCGCUCUGCCCCAGCUCAAGUGGAUGCACACAGCUACAUUCGCACGCAGACUGUUCAAGGAACAUUACAGUACAUCUGCCCACAGUAUCGCGACGAAGGCAAGGUCUCCAUCAAGACAGACGUGUACUCGUACGGCAUGAUUCUGCUUGAGCUCGUUACUGGACAGCCGCCCAGCAUUGACUUGAUGGGUACUGUUCGACGCGAGCUGAAAAGGAGCCGUAAAAUCGAUGCGGUGCUUGACAAGGCGAUUGACUGGAGCCCUCAGGACAAAGAAUCGGCUCAAGCCAUGGCGGCGGAUCUUGCGCCUGAUUGUCUCGAAACUGCACGAAUUGACCGACCCUCGUUCGGCGAAAUUUUGAGGCGAUUGUCUGGGGAAGAAGCUGCAGGAGCAAACGAGGAAGAGACUAUCGAGGGCAGCGAUCGCGAGUGCUUGGUCUGUUACAACGCCCCGACGAAUGCCAAGCUGAUGCCUUGUCACCACGCAUGUGUCUGCGUUGCGUGUGCUCAAUGGAUGAUCGAGCGUCGAGACAAGUGCAUGAUUUGCCGAGUCCUUCCGACCUCGUUUCAGCAGGGCACGUACACCAAGACGUUUGUUCAGUGAGCUGCGCUGUUGUUUGAUGUUUGAUGUUUAUUGAAAGUAUGUUGUGUUGCAUGUCAAAUCACGUCCGGUUUCUGUAAAUCUUACGCCAUUGCCGUUCUCUAUAAAAUUCAUGUAGCUGACCC
This is a messenger RNA of Capsaspora owczarzaki ATCC 30864, 2187 nucleotides long. Its product is annotated as protein tyrosine kinase. Lineage: Eukaryota; Filasterea; Ministeriida; Capsasporidae. The transcript has 12 exons. The coding region runs from base 59 to 2065 and encodes 668 amino acids. Gene Ontology annotation, molecular function: GTPase activator activity; small GTPase binding; ATP binding. Gene Ontology annotation, cellular component: cytosol; nucleus; perinuclear region of cytoplasm. Gene Ontology annotation, biological process: nucleocytoplasmic transport; protein phosphorylation; activation of GTPase activity. The record is from RefSeq and is a predicted model, not a curated record.